ACUUCAACACUCCUUCCUCUCUCGCCCCUCCUCACCCCCACCCCUCUAAGGAAGCAGGACGCCCGUUUUCUUCUCUCCCAGUCUCCAACGAAAACAACGGCGAAGAGCGAAAAGAGAAAAGCGAAAGAGACUUCUCCGCCCGCCAACGGAAAACCUCCGCCUCUCUCGCCGCCAUUUCCUACGUUGCGGGCGGCAAUUGGUACGGGACCCCGUCGGCGGUGACCGGACCGCCCCCAAAGAAAACCUCUCGCCUUCCCCCCCUCCUGCUCGACGAUUCGGAUUCUUGAGGAUCGGAGGCUUGACCCAGCUGAAGAGAGGGUUCAAUUCGAGAUCUUUGGCGAGAUCUUGUGGGUAUUCUUCUCUAAUUGGGCUAGCAUUGUUGGAAAGAAGGGGAGAUCUUAUGCGUUUCUUGCGUUCUAGGUCGUUGCAGCCGAUCUAUUUGACUGAAGUUGGGACUUUUCUGGUCUGAUCCGCGAGCUGCCUCCUCCGUUGGGCGUAGGAGGAGGAGAGGAGAAAGAAUUUUUGAACGGCGUGGUUUCUAGAGUGAGCUCUAGUGUGUAGAAUUCGCCCAAAGAGGCAACUUGGGGAGGUGACAGCCAGUACUCAUGCUGAAGUCUCGCUCACCAGAGCCUCAAGCACCCGCUUCUCCUACAUCUUCUACAUCAUCAUCUGAAUCUCGAGAAUCUAAUGGAGGAGAAGCGAUGGAUGACUCUGAAUGCACCAUGGACAUGGUGGCUCGCUUCUUGGAGCAGCUUCAUGCAAACAUGUCUUCUCCAUCCGAGAAAGAGCUGAUAACUGCACGGCUGCUUGCAAUUGCCAGAUCGCGAAAGGAGGCGAGGACUUUGAUAGGUACCCAUUCCCAGGCCAUGCCACUUUUCAUCUCCAUUCUUAGAAGUGGAACACCGACUGCAAAAGUGAAUGUGGCUGCAACCCUCAGUGCUCUCUGCAAGGAAGAAGAUCUACGAGUUAAGGUCCUUCUGGGAGGUUGCAUACCACCAUUACUCUCUCUUCUGAAGUCCAAAUCUUCUGGGUCGAAGAAGGCUGCGGCUGAAGCCAUCUUCGAAGUUUCCUCUGGUGGGCUUUCCGAUGAUCACAUUGGCAUGAAAAUAUUUGUUACUGAGGGUGUAGUGCCAACCCUUUGGGACCUGCUCAACCCUAAGAUUAAGCAAGACAGGGUGGUUGAGGGUUUUGUGACUGGGGCCCUGAGGAAUCUUUGUGGUGACAAGGAUGGGUAUUGGAGGGCCACGCUUGAGGCUGGGGGGGUGGAGAUUAUCACAGGCCUUCUUUCAUCAGACAACACCACUGCCCAAUCAAAUGCCGCUUCCCUUUUGGCCCGGUUGAUCUCAGCCUUUGUUGAUAGUGUUCCUAAAGUCAUAGAUGCUGGAGCUGUUAAAGUGCUCCUCCACCUUCUAAGUCGGGAUAAUGAUAUUUCUGUCCGAGCUAGUGCUGCUGAUGCUUUAGAGGCCCUUUCAUCCAAGUCCACCAUGGCUAAGAAAGCUGUGGUGGAUGCUGGUGGCCUUCCAUUUCUCAUUGGUGCAGUGGUAGCUCCUUCCAAGGAGUGCAUGCAAGGAGAGUCUGGUCAUGCUCUACAGGGACAUGCGGUUCAUGCUUUGGCAAAUAUUUGUGGUGGUAUGUCUUCUCUAAUACUUUACCUUGGAGAACUCUCCCAAGCUCCUCGCUUGGCUGCUCCAGUUGCUGAUAUAAUUGGAGCACUAGCAUAUUCCCUGAUGGUUUUUGAGGGCAAUGAAGAAAAGAUAUUUGACCCAGCUCUGAUCGAAGAUAUCUUAAUAACAAUACUAAAGCCUCGUGACAAUAAAUUGGUCCAGGACCGCAUUCUUGAGGCUCUUGCCAGCCUCUGUGGCAAUGCUUGUUUCUCCAAUUUGCUUGAUCAUUCCGAUGCAAAGAAGGUACUCAUUGGGUUGAUAACUAUGGCUUCUGCUGAUGCUCAGGAACAUCUUAUCCUUUCCUUAACGAGCUUAUGCUGUGGUGGUAUUGGACUAUGGGAAGCUCUUGGGAAGAGAGAGGGCAUUCAGUUGCUGAUAUCAUUUCUUGGGCUUUCUAGUGAGCAGCAUCAGGAGUACGCAGUUGCUUUGCUGGGAAUUUUGACAGACCAAGUAGAAGACAGCAAGUGGGCUAUUACAGCUGCUGGGGGCAUCCCUCCAUUGGUGCAGUUAUUGGAAACAGGGUCACAAAAAGCAAGGGAACAUGCAGCUCACGUGCUAUGGAACUUGUGCUGUCACAGCGAUGACAUUCGUGCAUGUGUCGAGAGUGCUGGGGCUGUCCCAGCGCUAUUAUGGCUUCUGAAGAGUGGUGGCCCAAAAGGGCAAGAAGCUUCAUCUAAGGCACUCAGGAAGCUAAUACAUUAUGCCGAUUCUGCUACCAUCAAUCAGUUGUUGGCCUUGCUCCUAAGUGACUCUCUCAGUUCUAAGUCCCAUGCUAUUACAGUCCUGGGUCAUGUGCUAACUAUGGCUUCCCAUAAAGACUUGGUGCAGAAGGGUGCUCCAGCUAAUAAAGGACUUAAGUCUCUUGUCCAAGUUCUCAACUCAUCAAAUGAAGAAACUCAAGAGUGUGCCGCUUCUGUUCUAGCCGAUCUAUUUAGUACCCGACCGGAUAUCUGUGACAGUCUUGCUACUGAUGAGAUUGUCCAUCCAUGUAUGAAGCUCUUGACCAGCAAAACUCAAGUUGUUGCAACACAAUCAGCUCGGGCUUUGGGUGCAUUGUCCCGUCCAACUAAGGCUAAAACUACAAAUAGGAUGUCUUACAUAGCAGAGGGUGAUGUUAAGCCUCUUAUUAAGAUGGCAAAAACAUCACCGAUUGAUGCUGCUGAAACUGCAAUAGCUGCUUUGGCAAAUCUUCUCUCAGACCCGCAGAUUGCUGGAGAAGCUCUAGAAGAAGAUGUUAUCUCAGCACUGACAAGAGUGCUAGGAGAAGGUACAUUGGAAGGCAAGAAAAAUGCUUCACGCGCUCUUUAUCAGUUACUGAACCACUUCCCAGUUGGUGAUGUGCUUACUGAAAACUCUCAAUAUCGUUUUUUAGUUUGUGCACUUGCUGAUUCCUUAGCUGCUAUGGACAUGGAAGGCAUUAAUUCCUCAGAUUCACUGGAUGCACUGUCUUUGCUGGCUAGCACAAAGGAUAAUGUGAACUUCACCUAUCCCCCUUGGGCUGCCCUUGCUGAAGUUCCAGCAAGUUUGGAGCCUUUGGUUCAAUGCCUGGCUGUUGGGCUUCCUCCUGUGCAAGAUAAGGAAAUUGAAAUCCUCUCAAGGCUCUGCAGGGACCAACCUGUUGUACUUGCUGAUCUCUUAGUAGGAAGGCCAGGGUGCAUAGCCUCCCUUGCUGAUAGAGUUAUGAAGUCGUCUAGUAUGGAAGUGAGAAUUGGCGGGGCAGCACUUCUGAUAUGUGCUAUGAAGGAGUACAGGCAACAGUCAUUAGAUGCGCUUGAAGAAUCAGGACUUUUAGAUAAGCUCAUCUAUGUGCUAGUCGAUAUGUUGAAAUAUCACUCCAAUUUCAUCUCCCUAGAAAUUGAAGUCCGAACAACUAGAAGUUAUAUGGAAAGAAAUGUAUUUCAUCAUGACGGGGAUGAAUUUGAGGUUCCUGAUCCAGCAACUAUAUUGGGAGGAACGGUUGCUUUGUGGUUGCUUGCAAUUAUUUCUUCUUCCCAUGCUAAGAGUAAACUUACUCUCAUGGAGGCUGGUGGUAUUGAGGUUCUCUCAGAUAAGCUUGCAAGUUACACUGCUAAUCCACAGGCAGAGUACAUAGAUACAGAGGGCAUAUGGACCAGUGCCCUUCUCUUGGCUAUUUUGUUCCAGGAUGAAAUGGUGGUUCAAUCUUCAGCCACCAUGCGGGUAAUUCCAUCUCUUGCUUUCUUGCUGAAGUCUGAUGAAGUUGCUGACAAAUACUUUGCUGCUCAAGCCAUGGCUAGUCUUGUUUGUACUGAAAGUAAAGGGAUACGGCUUGCUAUUGCAAAUUCUGGUGCUGUUGGAGGUGCAAUAACUUUGAUUGGACAUGUAGAAUCUGAUAUGCCAAACCUUGUUGCUUUGUCUAAAGAAUUUGAUUUGGAGAAUAACCCCGGUCAAGUUGUUUUGAAGCAUCUCUUCGAGAUAGAAGAUGUGAGAAACGGUGCAGCUGCACGCAAGUCCAUACCCUUAUUAGUUGACCUUUUGAGACCAAUGCCAGAUAGACCAGGUGCACCUCCAAUUGCUGUUCACCUUCUGACUCAAAUAGCAGAAGGAAAUGAGGCAAACAAACUGGCGAUGGCUGAAGCUGGGGCCCUGGAAGCUUUAACUAAAUAUCUCUCUUUGAGUCCUCAAGACUCAACUGAAACUACUAUAACUGAUCUUUUGGCAAUCUUGUACAGCAACUCUGACCUUCUUCACCAUGAAGCUUCAUUAAGCACUUUGAAUCAGCUCAUAGCUGUUCUAUGUUUGGGCUCAAGAAAUGCUAGAUUUAGUGCUGCGAGGACUUUGCAGGAACUUUUUGACGCAGAAAAUAUCAGAGAUACUGAAAUGGCCAGGCAAGCUAUUCAACCACUAGUUGACAUGCUUGAUGCUGGAUCUGAGAGGGAGCAACAGGCUGCACUCGUUGCAUUGAUCAAACUGACUGCUGGAAAUGUUUCCAAGGCAUCAGCAUUGACUGAUGCUGAUAGUAAUCCACUCGAUAGUCUUCACAGAAUUUUGUCAGCCAGCUCAUCCUUGGAACUCAAGAAAAAUGCCGCUGACCUCUGCUAUGUUUUAUUUGGGAACUCAAGUGUACGUGCAAUGCCAAUUGUGUCAGAAUGUAUACAGCCCUUAAUAUCACUAAUGAUGUCAGACUCAAUUGUGGUGGUUGAAUCUGGUGUCCGAGCUCUUGAGAGAUUGCUGGAUGAUGAACACCAUGCAGAUAUUGCAGCAACAAAUGAAGUUGUGGAUCUUCUUGUUAGAUUUAUUUCUGGGAUGAAUUAUCAACUCUCAGAGGCAAGUAUAAGUGCUCUUAUAAAAUUGGGAAAAGACCGGCCUCAAUGCAAGCUGGACAUGGUUAAAGCUGGAAUUAUCGACAGUUCACUUGAGAUGAUCCUCGAUGCACCUAGUUCAGUUAGUUCUUCAAUUGCAGAGUUGCUUCGCAUUCUAACGAAUAACAGUGGUAUUGCUAAAAGCUCAGCCGCCGCAAGAAUGGUAGAACCUCUUUUUUUGGUUUUACAACGUCCAGAUUUUACCAUGUGGGGACAACACAGUGCCUUGCAAGCACUUGUAAAUAUUCUGGAGAAGCCACAAAGCCUCGCAACUUUGAGAUUAACUCCGAGUCAAGUAAUUGAGCCUUUGAUAUCAUUUUUGGAGUCCCCAUCCCAAGCCAUCCAGCAGCUUGGCACUGAAUUACUGUCUCAUCUUCUGGAACAGGAACAUUUCCAGCAGGAUAUUACUACAAAAAAUGCAGUGGUUCCUCUUGUACAGCUUGCUGGAAUUGGAAUUUUGAGCUUACAGCAAACAGCGAUUAAAGCACUAGAGAGUAUUUCUGUUAGCUGGCCCAAAGCUGUAGCAGAUGCUGGGGGCAUCUUUGAGCUUUCCAAAGUCAUUGUCCAGGAUGAUCCCCAACCAAGUCAUGCAUUAUGGGAGUCAGCAGCACUAGUUUUAUCAAAUGUCCUCCAAGCUAAUCCUGAAUACUACUUCAAAGUUUCAUUAUUAGUGCUUGUGAGGUUGUUGCACUCAACAAUGAAGAGUACCGUCACAGUAGCUCUCAGUGCCCUCAUUGUUCAGGAGAGAAAUAAUGCUUCAAGUGCUGUAUUGAUGGCUGAGGCUGGUGCCAUAGAUGCGCUGUUAGAGCUUCUAAGAUCUCAUCAAUGUGAAGAAGCUGCUGGUAGACUGCUAGAAGCAUUAUUUAACAAUGUGAGAGUGCGAGAAAUGAAAGUUUCCAAAUAUGCAAUAGCUCCUCUUUCCCAAUAUCUGUUGGAUCCACAAACUAGAUCACAGCCUGCGAAGUUUAUGGCAACUCUUGCAUUGGGUGAUCUUUUCCAGCAUGAUGUACUUGCUAGAGCUAGUGACUCCGUAUCUGCAUGCCGUGCACUAAUUAGCCUGCUGGAAGACCAGCCAACAGAAGAGAUGAGAAUGGUAGCAAUUUGUGCCUUGCAAAGCUUGGUUAUGCAUAGUAGGACAAAUAGGCGUGCAGUAGCGGAGGCCGGGGGGAUAUUGGUAGUACAGGAACUGCUGCUGUCAUCAAAUACUGAAGUUGCUGCACAGGCUGCAUUGUUGAUCAAAUAUUUAUUCUCAAAUCAUACACUCCAAGAAUAUGUUUCAAACGAGCUCAUUAGAUCUCUGACUGCGGCCUUGGAGAAGGAGUUGUGGUCGACAGCUACCAUUAAUGAGGAAGUCUUGAGAACCAUCUACGUGAUAUUUACCAACUUCAAAAAGCUCCGCACAUCUGAAGCAGCCACCCUGUGCAUUCCGCAUUUGGUGGGUGCGUUGAAGUCUGGAAGUGAGACUGCUCAAGAGUCCGUGCUGGACACUCUUUGUUUAUUAAAAGAAUCAUGGUCACAAAUGAACGAAGAUAUUGCGAAGGCACAAGCCUUGAUUGCUGCAGAAGCCAUUCCUAUACUGCAAUUACUUAUGAAAACCUGCCCACCGAGUUUCCAUGAGAGAGCAGAUAGUUUGCUACACUGCUUACCAGGAUGCUUAACGGUGACCAUCAAGCGUGGGAAUAACUUGAAGCAGACUAUGGGGAGCACAAAUGCUUUCUGUCGGCUUAAAAUAGGAAAUGGUCCUCCAAGGCAAACCAAGGUUGUGAACCAUAGCACAUGCCCGGAAUGGAAGGAGGGUUUUACUUGGGCAUUCGAUGUUCCUCCAAAAGGACAGAAGCUAUAUAUACUCUGCAAAAGCAAGAAUACAUUUGGAAAGACAACUCUUGGGAGGGUCACCAUUCAGAUAGACAAAGUCGUGACUGAAGGAGUAUACAGUGGAUUUUUCAGCCUCAACCAUGAUGGUAACAGGGAUGGGUCAUCACGAACACUUGAAAUUGAGAUCAUAUGGUCUAAUCGGACAUCCAGUGAUGGACUGUAAAGUAGUUUAGUGAUGAGUUUAGGUGGCUAUCUGCACAUUAAGCAGCAAGGGCAGCAAAGGCUGUGUAGCUUCAUACAUGUAUGUUUGUGAGCUCCAGUUUUGUAGCUAUAUUGAAAUACAAGCUGUGCCGAGGAGGCGAGGAGACAGUAAGACAUGGCCUACAAAUUUUUAGAAUCAACAAAUUAGUAUCUAGGCAUGGUCGAUAACCAGCAUAGGAACUGGAUAAGGCUAAGCUUGCUCGGUUAGAGAGUGAAUCAGGGUUAUGUUUGUCAUGGCUGGGAGUUUGUACAGGUUUGUUAUCUGCAAUUACCUGGUGUUUGUGAUCCUUUGAAAGGGGCAUGAGAGUGGUGGGUUGGUGCUGCCUUUUUCUUAAGCAUACGAGGGGGAGCACCACCAUUACUCUGUUUCUGUGUUCAUUGAACAGAUGUUACCCGUGAUGCAUGAAAGAAUGCUCUUUUAUAUGAAAGCGCCACUGGAAACGAGAAAAUAUCUCAAUUCUAUAUGUCCCUUCA
Phoenix dactylifera (date palm) is the source of this 7534-nucleotide messenger RNA. Its product is annotated as CELLULOSE SYNTHASE INTERACTIVE 3. The record is from RefSeq and is a predicted model, not a curated record. NCBI's taxonomy places the organism in Eukaryota, Viridiplantae, Streptophyta, Magnoliopsida, Arecales, Arecaceae. Gene Ontology annotation, molecular function: microtubule binding. Gene Ontology annotation, biological process: anisotropic cell growth; regulation of cellulose biosynthetic process. Gene Ontology annotation, cellular component: cellulose synthase complex.